Penicillium hordei is the source of this 1212-nucleotide messenger RNA. Its product is annotated as Zn(II)2Cys6 transcription factor domain-containing protein. The transcript has a single exon. The record is from RefSeq and is a predicted model, not a curated record. Bases 1 to 1212 code for a protein of 403 amino acids. Gene Ontology annotation, molecular function: DNA-binding transcription factor activity, RNA polymerase II-specific; zinc ion binding. Gene Ontology annotation, biological process: regulation of DNA-templated transcription. NCBI's taxonomy places the organism in Eukaryota, Fungi, Ascomycota, Eurotiomycetes, Eurotiales, Aspergillaceae.
AUGACUGAUACUGGCACUAUACACUCUUCACAACCAUCUGUGAGCAAGCGCUCAGCAUGUGAUCGCUGUCGGACGCAGAAACUGGGCUGCAUGCGGGUCAAUGGACAUCCCACCGACGCAUGUUUGCGGUGUGUGCGCUCCCAAGUCGAAUGUGUUACCAGUUCGUCCCGGAGGCCUGGUCGACCCACAAAAGCUGCCGCUGCUACAAGUUUGAGCAGCGCGGGAGGGUCUCCUCGGCGCAAUGAUUAUGCUCCAUUAGGUCCGCUGGACGUGGACGUGGACGAUACAUUCGACUUCGCCGCCCUGGACGUGCCUUACGAGAUCCCGUCUAGCUUUUGGGGGUCGACCGAUAUCGCAAACCUUUACCCUGAUGACUACUUUCCCGAUUCAGGGAUAGGCGGCGAUCGCUCGCCUAGCACACCUGCCCUUGAGUUCUCCCCUUCCGCCGAUAACGCCGGCCCAUCGCGCAAAUACCGCAUACAACUGGCACAUGUACAUCACACCCUAUGUAAACAGCUGUUUCGACUCCAAUCCAGCCAUUGGGACCUUACUAAGGUGCUACCCGUCGCCUAUGUUCACCACGUUCAGUCUUCUGAGUCCUGCACUAAUUGUGCCAGUCCCUCCUCCAACCCCCUCGCCAUUGUCGCAACUAUGGCUGCUGAAUUUGUGGACAUAUUAUCUGCCCUUAUGCCGCCGGACCUCGAUCCACACGAUCGCUGUUCAUCGCAUCCUAACCCUCACUUAAGCAGCCCCGACCUCCUAAUCAUCCUCUCCUGCUACCUCAUUCUCAUUCAUAUCUAUGACUACAUUCUUGCGCAGCUCCUAGCGCAAGUAACAACUAACCCCGCGGCCCUGGAUACGGCUCUCCAGUCCGCCCCAGUGCUCUCCCUCGGCGGGCUACCUGUCCCACCUGCCCGGCAUCUCCCAGCUUAUUUAUUGCUGGUGUUGUUCAACAACCAGAUUACGCCCAUUCAGGCUUUUCUCGGGCUGCCUGACUCUCUCCGGGUUUCGGAUGCCGAGGAGGUGUGUGCGACCCCGAUAGGUGGAAGGUUUGGGCAGGAGCAGAGGGGUGGGCUUUUCAGUGGGGCAGGGGGGCAGGCUCUUUGCAUGGCCUUGGUGCAGGUUGAGAUAGAGCAGGCUGUUGGUAGGACAGGUGGUUUGGGCGUUAUUUCCGCAUUCAAAGAGAAGAGAGCGAGAGUCCUAGAGUUAUAA